Neofelis nebulosa (Clouded leopard) is the source of this 4034-nucleotide messenger RNA. It is a transcript of the gene PFKFB2, whose product is annotated as 6-phosphofructo-2-kinase/fructose-2,6-biphosphatase 2. Gene Ontology annotation, biological process: fructose 2,6-bisphosphate metabolic process; fructose metabolic process. Bases 472 to 2085 code for a protein of 537 amino acids. Lineage: Eukaryota; Metazoa; Chordata; Mammalia; Carnivora; Felidae. The record is from RefSeq and is a predicted model, not a curated record. Gene Ontology annotation, molecular function: fructose-2,6-bisphosphate 2-phosphatase activity; ATP binding; 6-phosphofructo-2-kinase activity. The transcript has 16 exons. Gene Ontology annotation, cellular component: cytosol.
GUUACAGUGUCUGGCCUAUGGGAAGGAUAUACAAACCCCCUACGGUGUAAUCACCUCAAGGACGGUGGUAGCUUACUUUAGCAAAGCACCUUCUAGAGUUUACGUUCCAAUUUACGGAUCUAAGCGAGGUCCCUCUGGGAUUCAGGGAGGAAAGCGUUAAUCUCCGCAACAUUUCCCCAUCACCAAAAAGUCACAUCCUCUGAAGACGUCCCCUUCGUUUCCUCUCGCGAGAGUAUGAAAAAAACUUACGCUUUUUUUUAUUAGCCCCGCCCCCAGCCCUAUUAGUUGCCUAGCAACGAUGCAACCAACCUCCACAGGGCGAGGAAACUUGGGAGCUAGCGAUCUUUUUGGCUUUACAGUUUUCAUCCACCUUCCAGAGCCGGCGUCAGCGAUUCGGAUUUGAACCCGCCCCCUGGAGCCUGCGGGCGCCGGAUUGGUCGAUCCCCUCCAGACAUCUCCUGAAGAGCUGCCAUGUCUGGGAAUUUUGCAUCUUCCUCAGAACAGAACAACAACAGCUGUGAAACCAAAACCUCCAGUCUCCGAAUGUCAGAGAAGAAAUGUUCAUGGGCCUCUUACAUGACCAACUCCCCAACGCUCAUUGUUAUGAUUGGCCUGCCAGCCCGGGGCAAAACCUACGUGUCCAAGAAACUCACACGCUACCUCAACUGGAUUGGAGUGCCCACCAAAGUGUUUAAUCUUGGGGUAUAUCGGCGUGAAGCAGUCAAGUCCUAUAAGUCAUAUGACUUCUUCCGGCAUGACAACGAGGAGGCCAUGAAGAUCCGCAAACAGUGCGCUCUGGUGGCACUGCAAGAUGUGAAGGCAUAUCUUACGGAGGAGAGCGGGCAGAUCGCGGUGUUCGAUGCCACCAAUACCACUAGGGAGAGGCGGGACAUGAUUCUGAACUUUGCCAAGGAGAAUUCCUUCAAGGUAUUCUUUGUGGAAUCUGUCUGUGAUGAUCCUGAUGUCAUUGCUGCCAACAUCCUGGAGGUAAAGGUGUCGAGCCCUGACUACCCUGAAAGGAACAGGGAGAAUGUGAUGGAGGACUUCCUAAAGAGGAUCGAGUGCUACAAAGUCACCUAUCGGCCCCUUGACCCAGACAGCUAUGACAAGGAUCUUUCUUUCAUCAAGGUGAUAAAUGUGGGCCAGCGAUUUUUAGUGAACAGAGUCCAGGACUACAUCCAGAGCAAAAUAGUCUACUACCUCAUGAAUAUCCACGUGCAGCCUCGCACCAUUUACCUUUGCCGGCACGGAGAGAGUGAAUUCAACCUCUUGGGGAAGAUUGGGGGCGACUCUGGCCUCUCGGCACGGGGAAAGCAGUUUGCCCAGGCUCUAAGGAAGUUUCUGGGGGAACAGGAGAUAGCAGACCUCAAAGUGUGGACAAGCCAGCUGAAGAGGACUAUCCAGACUGCUGAGUCCCUGGGUGUAACAUAUGAGCAGUGGAAGAUUCUGAAUGAGAUUGAUGCUGGUGUGUGCGAGGAGAUGACCUACGCAGAGAUUGAGAAGCAGUACCCAGAGGAGUUUGCGCUUCGGGACCAAGAGAAAUACCUGUAUCGAUACCCUGGCGGGGAGUCGUACCAGGACCUGGUGCAGCGGCUGGAGCCUGUCAUCAUGGAGCUGGAGCGUCAGGGCAACGUCCUCGUCAUCUCCCACCAGGCUGUCAUGCGCUGCCUCCUGGCCUACUUCUUGGAUAAGGGUGCAGAUGAGCUACCGUACCUGAGGUGUCCUCUCCACACCAUCUUCCAGCUUACUCCUGUGGCCUACGGAUGCAAAGUGGAAACAAUUAAACUCAACGUGGAGGCUGUGAACACUCAUCGCGACAAGCCAACUAACAACUUCCCCAAGAACCAAACCCCUGUAAGGAUGAGAAGGAACAGCUUUACGCCUCUGUCCAGUUCGAAUACAAUAAGGCGUCCAAGAAAUUACAGUGUUGGGAGCCGGCCCCUCAAGCCCCUCAGCCCUCUCCGUGCCCUGGACAUGCAAGAAGGGGCCGACCAGCCGAAGACCCAAGUCAGCAUUCCGGCGGAGUCCAUGCUGGCUGUGCACAGGCACUUGUCUUCCACGAUGUCCCUCACGUCGCAUUCCUGAUGACGAGAAGUUUGAGAGGCCAGACUUCUCCAGGAUCAACUAUAAAGCUUGGGAUGUCAGCUCCACAGGGGCUUGAUCAGGAAGUUGAGCGGGGAUCGGAUGUUGAGAUCCCCCAAAAUGAGGCCUGGAAAAACAUCACAUUUCUUCCCCUCAUGCCUAAUGCAAUUUCUGCUACACUGAAGAACUUCACUUCCCUGUGCCUCAAAAUAUCUAACAGCCUGAGUCCAUUAGUUUUUAUUAUCUCCUUGCUGGGUGUGACCUCAGUUGGUCAAUCUUGUUCCGUUUGGGCAUUUAACUUCCUACCUGCAAUUGUAUCCCUGGCUGGCUGUUCUUUCCUGAAAUGCACACGUACCUCUUUGGAUUUAAUUGUUUCCAAGUGAGCGGGCUGUGCUGCGCAAGCCUUUUCUGUGCUCUAAGAGCUGGUCUCUCCAUCCGUUCCGGGCGAACGGGCUUGAGUACGACAUACCUAUGCGAGCAGUCCCUUUGUCACGUUGGAAACAAGAGACACAUUCACCAGGUGAAUAGAGAGGGUAUCUGAGAAAUUCAGUCCCUGAAACGUCUCUACUGUGGUGAUGGAGAAGCAGCGUCAGCUGCCUUUUCGUUUAGAGAAGGUUUUCUUGUUCCAGGCCCCGUAAGGGCAGGAUCUGACUGCAAGGCUCCCCAGAAUGCAUACCCAUCUUCUAACUUCCCUUUUCAUUUUCUACCUGUAUUUUCUAGCUGAUGCUGGGUCCUCUCAUAGCUGCAGAGGGAUAAUACCGUUCUCCAGUGGGUGGGAAUGAAGACGAGAAAGAAAAGUAGGGCACCAUUUGCAUUACCUGAAGAAGUAAAGAAGGUUCCUUGGGAAUCAGCUCUACCAGGGAGUUCUGGCUUCAAAACAAGUGUAGGGGGACGUGACUUUCUGUGGGGUCUGUCACCGUGAUGUGGUCUCUAAGCUGCCGCUGUGACUUCAAGAGCAGUCUUCUGAUGCCUGCCUCUUAGCUAAUUGUCACUAUCGGGGUCUACUGAUCUGGUCUCUUAGGUAAAACGCGGCAGGGGAGGGGCAGGGAACAAAGGGGAACCACGUCCUUGAUGUAUCCAUCAUUUGGUUUCCCUUAAAGAUAAGCCAGGUAAUCGUUAACUAGAUCAGUGGUUGUCAAAUGUACAAAUAUCUUUGUCAGUGUGAUUUUAAUCUGUCACCACUCCGAAGGAGGCUAUGGAAGCUCCAAGGGAUAAAUAUCUUACAUGCAACCCCCCACCUUUUUUUUUUUUUUUUUAAGAACAGUAAGUUUUUAGCUUUGUAAAUAAUUUUUCUCUUUCAUGCAAAUACCCACUUGCGGGACAAGAGGGUAAGUAGCAAGAGAAGUAAUGAAAUGCAACUGUUCCCAAACGGUUCUUUUAUACUGUGGAUGAUACAGGGCUCUGUUACCUAAGAUGUGAUGAGCUGGGCUGCAGGCAGUUCAGCAUCCAGCAACUAGGAGCUGCUUUUAUACGCACAAAGCUGCCUUCGGAAAGGCUCCUGACUCUGCUCUGUGGCAGGUGAUUUUCAUCUAGCUGCUCGUAGCUUGCUGUACUGGAACGCUUCAGUUCCUGUGAUGCAGGUUUCUUACUGCAUCUAAACACAGUGUCUGUUGAUGAUCCGAUAAUGUUCUUAUUUAGUUAUUUAUUCAUCCAUGUAAGAUAUUUCGAAGUCCCCAUAUUAGUGUUUGCAUGUGUUUAAUCAGAAUGUAAGAUAAUUGCUGGUGUCACUUUUCUGGUAGAAAUUUAGGUAGUUUGAGAUUUUAAGUCUGAUGUCCAUAGUAUUACCUUAAACUAAAUUUCCAGGGCAUAGGUAUCUGUCUUCUAUAAAAUGGUGAUAACUGUGCUAAGACACAGUGGAUGGCUUUUGAAUACUUUUUUUUCUCAUUGAUUUUUAUUGUAAGUAUCAUCCAAGAGAUGCAUUUCUCUGGAGAAAAUAAAAUCAUGCUAAAAUA